Molecule: messenger RNA, 1503 nt
Organism: Aspergillus alliaceus
Lineage: Eukaryota; Fungi; Ascomycota; Eurotiomycetes; Eurotiales; Aspergillaceae
Product: major facilitator superfamily domain-containing protein
Exons: 5
Coding region: 1-1503 (500 amino acids)
Biological process (GO): transmembrane transport
Cellular component (GO): membrane
Molecular function (GO): transmembrane transporter activity
Source: RefSeq, a predicted model, not a curated record
AUGGGUCUCACUAUGAACGAGCAGACACCGUUGCUCGUCUCCCGCGAAGCCUGCCCUAUCUCAGUACGCCGAAAAGCUUCUUAUCUUCCACAAUGGAGACCUAUUUGGGAAACAUGGAAAAUCCCAAUACUAUGCUACUCAUUUGCAUUCUGUGUCGAUGGGUCAGAGAAUAUGCGUUCAACCCCAAGAACCCGUCUCUUCGAAAUAAUCCUGUGUCGGCGCUACUACGCUGCUCUGAGAGCUGAAGAUGGCCCUCCCUGGGCUCCUCGAUCUGACAUUCCGGAACACAUGUGCAAGGUUCCAGAAGUGCAGAGCGCAGUUGUGAAUGCCAAACUGUGGUUCAAAUUAGUUGAAAGCCUAUUCGCAUUAAUCCUAGCCAUCCCCUUUGGAAAAUUAUCCAAUACAAAAGGCCGUAGAUUUGUCCUCUUUGUCGGCAUAACUGGACAGAUCCUAUCAGAGUCUUGGAUUCUCACGGUAUGCCAUUUCGACGACAUCUUUCCGUUCGGACUUUUGUACGCUGCCUCCAUAUUCAAGUCUCUCGGUGGCGGAGACAUGGUCCUUUCGGCCAUUGCCCAUGCUAUCCUUGCCGACGUAGUUUCUGAAGACAAACGGGCACAAGCAUUCUUCCACAUGGCCUCCGUAUCACUGGUAUCGGAAGUGAUUGUACCUCCCUUGGGAUCGAUGCUCAUGCAGAUAAGAGGAGUCUACGCGCCUCUCCUUUGCGUGUUUCCCCUGCAGCUGCUCGCUAUCAUCGGCCUAGCCAUAGCCCCUCAUUCAAUCGACGCCAUGAAAGGACACCAUCUAGACCAACCCGACAUAGAAGAACUGUCCACUGGCUUCUCCACCAAAGCACAAGGCAUCAAAGCCAUCGUAACAGCCGUCUUCCACAGACUCAGAACCAACUGGACCCUAAUCCGCGCCAACGGCCCAACCAUCAUCGCCACAAUCUCCUUCCUAGCGACAUAUAUAGCAAAAGACACGCUAGAUUUUCUAGUGCAAUACGUCUCGAAACGAUUCAACUGGAGUCUGGCAAAGGCAAACUAUCUCAUCUCCUUCCGAGCACUCACAAACCUCCUCCUCUUCCUUUUCGUCCUCCCCACAAUCACCAAAAUCCUCUCAACCCAACACUCCAUGUCACCCCCGAAGAUCGACCUCUGGAUCUCCCGCAUAAGCUCCCUAUUCGGCAUCCUCGGACCAGUUCUCCUAGGCCUGGCACCAACGCCCGCAUUGAUGGUUCUAUCAUUAAUCCCAUUCACCCUCUCCCUGGGCUAUCCGCACGCCAUCCAGUCCUACGGAACAUCCCUGGUCGGACCGGUUAAUGUUGCGCCGUUUUAUUCAUUCCUGGCUAUGGGUCGUAUUGCGGGGACGUUGGUUGCGUCGCCGCUUCUCGCUGGGGCAUUUAACUUGGGCUUGAGGGUUGGAGGGGUGGCGUUGGGGUUGCCGUUUUAUGUUGCGGCGGGUUUGUUUGGGGUUGGGGCUUGGGGGGCUUGGAGGUUGGGGUAG